AUGGCUUCCAACGAAGGCUUCUACCUGCGCUACUACUCCGGACACUCGGGUCGAUUCGGCCAUGAGUUCUUGGAAUUCGACUUCCGUGUUGUGGGCGAUGGUCGAAGCGCCGUCGCCAGAUAUGCCAACAAUUCCAAUUAUCGAAAUGACAGUCUCAUCCGGAAAGAGAUGUGUGUGAGCUCAACGGUUAUCGAUGAGAUUAAACGAAUCGUCAAGUCAAGUGAGAUCCUGAAGGAAGAUGAUAAGAAGUGGCCGCAGAAGAACAAGGAUGGGCGCCAGGAGCUAGAAAUCAGGCUCGGCGGCGAACACGUCUCUUUUGAGACCGCUAAGAUCGGAUCCCUCGUGGAUGUGAGCGAAUCGGCGGACCCCGAAGGCCUACGGGUGUUUUACUAUUUAGUACAAGACCUCAAGGCUCUCGUAUUCAGCUUGAUCUCUCUUCACUUCAAGAUCAAGCCAAUUUAA
Messenger RNA from Scedosporium apiospermum, 462 nucleotides. RefSeq lists its product as uncharacterized. NCBI's taxonomy places the organism in Eukaryota, Fungi, Ascomycota, Sordariomycetes, Microascales, Microascaceae. Bases 1 to 462 code for a protein of 153 amino acids. The transcript is spliced from 6 exons. Gene Ontology annotation, biological process: RNA splicing. Gene Ontology annotation, cellular component: exon-exon junction complex; nucleus. The record is from RefSeq and is a predicted model, not a curated record.